CGCUGCAAGAUGGCGGAGCCGGCUCUGCUCGAGGAGCUGUUACGGAGGCUGCAGGAGGCGGGCGGAGGGGGAGCCGACAGCGGCGAGCUAGCCGCCCGACUGGGUCUCGAUCACCAACUUGUGGUCGGCGCUGUAAAGAGCCUGCAGACGCUGGGCGAUGUGAUUGAGGCUGAACUGCGAUCCACCAAGCGUUGGGAGCUGACUGAUGAAGGAAAAGAGAUUGUGGAGAAAGGCAGUCAUGAAGCUAGGGUUUUUGAUGCUAUUCCACCAAAUGGAAUUACUCAGAGUGACCUGAUGAAACUGCCAAGUGGAAAAGUGGGAUUCAACAAGGCUAUGUCCAGUAAAUGGAUACGCAUAGACAAGAAUGCCGAAGGAGGACCUCGGAUCUUUAAGGCCACUGAUUGCAUUGAAGAUGCUGUCAAAAACAAGUUGCUGCUGGUCCAACAGGGGAAGGACAGCAAACUGGAUGAUAAGGAGAAGAACGAAUUAAAAAAGAGAAAGCUGCUCAGUGAGGUGACCGUGAAGACAUAUUGGAUCACCAAAGGAAGCUCAUUCAGCACCACAGUGGUUAAGCAGGAUACUGAACUUACCCCGGAGAUGAUAGCCAAUGGAUCUUGGAAAGAGAAGAAGUUCAAGCCGUACAACUUUGAUGCUAUGGGUAUCGUUCCAGAAUGUGGCCACCUGCACCCCUUGAUGAAAGUCCGAACUCAAUUCCGACAAAUAUUUCUGGAGAUGGGUUUCACAGAGAUGCCAACCAAUAACUUCAUUGAGAGCUCAUUCUGGAACUUUGACUCCCUCUUUCAACCUCAGCAACACCCAGCCCGAGACCAACAUGACACCUUCUUCCUAUCUGAGCCAGCCACUGCAACAAAAUUUCCAAUGGAUUACCUUGAAAGAGUGAAGAAAGUUCAUUCAGAGGGCGGAUAUGGAUCCCUGGGAUACAAAUAUGACUGGAAGAUUGAGGAAGCACAGAAGAAUCUCUUGCGAACGCACACAACAGCAGUCAGUGCACGAAUGCUGUACAAACUUGCCCAAAAGGAAGAGUUUACACCCGUGAAGUAUUUCUCUAUUGACCGAGUCUUCCGUAAUGAAACACUGGAUGCUACUCACUUGGCAGAGUUUCACCAAAUUGAGGGGGUGGUAGCAGAUUAUGAUCUGACCCUGGGCGAUCUGAUGGGAGUUCUCCAACAGUUCUUCAGUAAACUUGGUAUAACCAAACUGCGUUAUAAGCCAGCCUUCAACCCCUACACAGAACCUAGUAUGGAGAUCUUCAGCUAUCAUGAAGGAUUGAAGAAGUGGGUGGAAGUCGGAAAUUCUGGGGUUUUCCGUCCUGAGAUGCUGCUCCCAAUGGGUCUGCCAGAAAAUGUGACAGUAAUUGCCUGGGGCCUGUCACUCGAACGGCCAACCAUGAUCAAGUAUGGCAUCAACAACAUCCGUGAGCUGGUGGGACAUAAGGUGAACCUGCAGAUGGUGUACGAUAGCCCAGUAUGCCGCCUGGAUCCCUAGCGUUCAGCACAAACUGACUCUUUCUGAAGUGUGUGCUCUACACAUCUUUAGCCUGAGAAAAGUUUUCACUAUAUUUAUGUUUGGGAGAUUAGGGGAGAGGCAGAGUAAAAUUUUGGGCUUUCUAGCCCUGGGAAAUGGCUUACUAUCACUUGGCCUUACUAUUUCACUGCCUCAGCUAAAAUCACAGUGUUCAUGUUCCAGUUAUUUUUAAGUUGGUCCUUUAAAACAUCGCAUGGAGUUGACACAUGAACUUUGGUUAUUGUGGAAACAUGAGAGACAUCAAAUUGAAAUAGCAGUGGAAGCUGGAAUUGAACUGCAAGUCAGUUGAAGUAAAAAGUUUAAUUUUUUAAUGUUUGGACUGUUACCCAAAUUGUUCUUAUUGGCUAGGUACACUGGAACCUUAUCUAAUUAGCACUAUACAGAGCAUAGUAUGACAUCAUGAACUAGCUCAAAGGAAGCAGUGUUUUUAGUCAUUGUGCAAUCCUUUUUUUAUAAUUAGUUCUGGUCAUGGCCCCUUUCCUUUCUUUGUUUUAUACAGUGAGGCCUUCUGAAAGGCUGUCACUGUGGCAUAUACCUCAUUAACAAUGUCUUGAUUCCCGGGCAGUAUGUUUAUAACAGCCAUCUUGUAUCAGAAAUUUAAAUGGGAACUGUAAUCCAAAGCAAUAAAUGGAGCAAAACUAAAGUA
Stegostoma tigrinum is the source of this 2191-nucleotide messenger RNA. It is a transcript of the gene farsa, whose product is annotated as phenylalanyl-tRNA synthetase subunit alpha. Gene Ontology annotation, cellular component: cytoplasm; cytosol; phenylalanine-tRNA ligase complex. Lineage: Eukaryota; Metazoa; Chordata; Chondrichthyes; Orectolobiformes; Stegostomatidae. The record is from RefSeq and is a predicted model, not a curated record. Gene Ontology annotation, molecular function: phenylalanine-tRNA ligase activity; tRNA binding; ATP binding. Gene Ontology annotation, biological process: phenylalanyl-tRNA aminoacylation. The transcript is spliced from 13 exons. Bases 10 to 1506 code for a protein of 498 amino acids.